This is a messenger RNA of Diuraphis noxia (Russian wheat aphid), 796 nucleotides long. RefSeq lists its product as uncharacterized. The record is from RefSeq and is a predicted model, not a curated record. NCBI's taxonomy places the organism in Eukaryota, Metazoa, Arthropoda, Insecta, Hemiptera, Aphididae.
UGAUAGGCAUUCACAUAGUUUUAUUCAAAGAAUUAGCUCGUUCUAAAGAAAAUUAUGAUGGACUCAUUACCAAUGUUUCACAUGCUUGUUAUAACUACAAUGAUCAUAACUGCUGAUGGACAGAUAAACCGUUAUAUAAAUCCUACAUGGCUGGAAAUGGAUGCUAACAGCGAAUUCUAUCCUGGUGGUGAAGUAAUAAGUCAAAUCCUUCAAGCUUACGGUUUAGGAGAUAGUUAUGGACCUUCACGACUUAGAUCAUCUGUUCUCGAUCGGAAUGGUUACGGGAGAUCUUAUCCAAGAAACCGAAUUGUAAACAAUUUGAACAAUGUAUAUGACUCAGAUCCUUUAUUAACUCAGGAAUACGUUGAUCGUAAUUAUGAUUAUGUUGACAACACAAUCAGGGGUUCUAACCAUAGGAAUAGGAAUAGUUUAAUCGAUAUUCCUCGGAGAACUAGGAUUAAUAUGGUUUCUGCUCCGAGAACUAUUUAUUACCCAGCCGAUUACGUAGACAGAGAUCCUCCAGCACUAUCUUACUCAAGGUCAAGAUCGGUAAUCGGAGAUCCAGUAACGUCCCAGGAACUAAUAGUUCGUGGCCGAGAAACUUCGAGACUUAUCCCAAGAUCCACUGUGGCAACCGAAACCAACGAAAAACGCAAAAUUUAGCAGAUUUCCAUACAUAUAUCAUGAGUUCAGUAAUGUCUAGACAUGGUGUGUGACUUGGAUAAAAAUUAAGUUAUAAAAUCAAGUAUUUUGACUUUAUAUAAUACUUGUCCUAUAUAUGUAUAUUACAAAGUUG